Messenger RNA from Rhineura floridana, 1771 nucleotides. RefSeq names its product EF-hand calcium binding domain 9 (gene EFCAB9). The record is from RefSeq and is a predicted model, not a curated record. Lineage: Eukaryota; Metazoa; Chordata; Lepidosauria; Squamata; Rhineuridae. The transcript is spliced from 5 exons. The coding region runs from base 127 to 894 and encodes 255 amino acids. Gene Ontology annotation, cellular component: sperm principal piece; cytoplasm. Gene Ontology annotation, molecular function: calcium ion sensor activity. Gene Ontology annotation, biological process: flagellated sperm motility.
CUAGCACCUUCUUCACCCUGCCCACAUUGGCAGCCCUCAGCGUUCCACUGGUCCCGCCCCCUCCCUAUCAGACACUUUGGUAUUCCUCUGGUCCCGCCCCAGUCCCGGACACAGGCGGCCCCACGGAUGGUGUCAAGAGUUGCAAAGAGCCCGCCCCACACUCAUCUAACCAAGCCACAGCUCCACGACCCCUUUAGUCCCGCCGUCUCUCUUCUUCGCAAAACAUCCCUCGCAAGGGGACAAGGGAAUUUUAGUUUCCGUUUCCGAUUUCUUUAUCCAUUGCACUGUUUGGGGUCGGGAAGAGAAGUGCAUUCAGGAAGGGAACCCACCCAGCAAGAUAAAAUAUACUGCUUAUUAUCUGUCAGAAAUGCAAGAGCCCUGACAUCCUACUUUCAACUGCUUGACGUUCACAAAAGGAAUGCUUUGAAUGAUCUGCAGUUUUAUCAUUUUCUUCACUAUGUAACAGACCUAUCCAAGGCUCAGAUCAUGCUGGUGUUUGAUUUGCUGGAUUGGGAUGGCAAAGGGGAGGUCAACUUUGAUGAGUUCUACAUGUUGGUGUGCAUCAUAAUGGCCCAUGAGAACCACCUUGAAAAGCAGUUCAUGUAUCGUCAUUCUCAUCCUGUUUUUGAGCUGCUGGACAUCGAUGGAGGGCAUACAGUCGGUCCAGCGGAGUUCCAAGCCACUCGCUUCCUCUUUAAUCUUAAAAAGAGCGAGCUGAGCCAGAUAUUCAAGGACUUUGACAUCUCUGGUGAUGAGCAACUGAACUACAAGGAAUUCAAGAUGUUCACUAUAUUCUGCAUUGACAGACAACAGAGGAAGGCAAAAGAGAAACUGAGGCAUCAGAUGGCUAAGGCUAAAGCCGAAGAAAAUGAAAUUGACUUUACUCAGCUUUAAUUAUAUACAAAAGAAAACAGUGUUGUUGAAGUUAAAAACACACACACAACCCGCAUGAGCCACAGCACGUGAUAAAAGGGCACUGAUAAAAACUGCAAGCUGUUUAAACAGAUCGCAAGAAAUAACUUGUGUUAAAAGCCAGUAAAGUACUUUUUUUUCUGUUACUCAGAUAACUUGCAGUCUGAAAGAAAACAAAACUGCAUGGCAGAAAAUUAAAAGGAAACAAGGAAGUUUCAACUCUAAAGUGGUCCCUGAUAUGUUAGGUGUUUUGCUCAAGCUUACUCAGUGAAUGAAUGGCUGCAAUAAGGUCCAGCCCAGGAUAUUCCCAUCUCACAAUGUCAGCUGUCACACUAUUCUUGCUCUAGUUCUAUUCUUCCAGGAGUUGGAAGAAAUGUCAGCUGAAUAACCACCUGCUCUGGCUGUCAGUUAAACUCUGGGUUUUUUUCUAAGACGGUAUCUCUUUGCUCUCCCCACCCCCAAUAAGCCUGCAUUUAAAACAGACAUCUAGAUAUUACUAUUAAAUUUCUGUUCAACCAUAUGUUCAGCUUAUGUUCUCAAACAUUGCUAGCCAUUUUGAAAAUUAAAGUCUGAAAACUUAACCCAGAAUGAUGUAAGGGAUUAAUUAUUUGGGUAUGAUUGGAUGCCCAGUGACUACCAUUACUAAAAUCUCUUUAGAAAGCCUUCUAUUUGACAACCGGGUGUACCACAGCAUUCCUGUAAUUAUAAUGACUAUUUACUGACCUAUGGACUCCAUUAAGACAGAAGAGACAUUUUGCAGUUUAGCUGUAUUAAGAGAAAAAGGACACUGUUUGUAUUUUAAGGCAAGGCAUCUCCAGUACCAAUUUUAUUAUUAUUAAAAAAAACAGGUUUUGUUGUU